CACACUUCCCAUUAUUUUGCGCAGUGCAUUUACAAUAUUUUUUUUACUCCGGGAAUUUACGGAAAUGUUUGUUUGAAAUUGAAAUUCCAAUAUAGAUAAAUAGAAUUAUAGGAAACAAUAUGAAUUUAUCGCCAGAUACACGUUUAGCACCGCCGCAAGGCUUAAGAAAUGGCUGUGGUCCGCACACUUCUCCCACGAAAAGCUUUGGUGGUAAUAACUCUGCAACCGGCAAAUCAAUUGGUGCAAAAAACAAUACAAAACCCUAUAGCAACAGGAACAACAACAAUAAUUAUGCAUUUCAUGUUGAUCACAGCCAAAUGCAGCAGCAGCAUGACCACCACAACACCCAAAUACAAGAGAUGUUUGAAAAAUGUUUUCUAUAUCAGAAAUAUGCAACAGCAAACGACUGGUGUCUACCAUCAGCCCAAGAGCUCUUCAAGGAAUAUUAUCAAUUGGAAUCUUUACAAGAGUUAAAAAUCAAAUUGAAUCUAGUGAAGAGCAAACUGAAUGAUUAUGUUAUUGAGGAUUGGUCAUUGCAUACACGACGUCAGGAUCCUGCUGGCGAGAUACCUUGGCGUUUAAAAACGGAAACAAAUGCUGAAUUUGUAACAAUUGCCUGGUGUAAAAUGUAUGAAUGUUUGGGAAGAUUUCCGGAAUUGGUUAAGGGGCCACAGGUAAAUUCGUUGCAUUUGUGUGAAGCUCCCGGAGCGUUUAUAACAGCCUUGAAUCAUUAUUUGUAUACGAAUUACGAUAAGAAUGAGGUGCAAUGGAAAUGGUUAGCGACCACCUUAAAUCCUUACUAUGAAGGUAAUCCUCUCAAUCGCAUGAUUAUGGAUGAUCGUUUUCUUCUAUAUACACUCGAUAAUUGGCUAUUUCACAAGGAUUUCACUGGCAACAUAAUCGAUACGGAUAACUUGCAGCAUAUGCAGCAAGAAUGUGCAAAACGUUUAGGUGAUGUCCACCUUAUAACGGCUGAUGGUUCUGUCGAUUGUAUAGAGUCUCCAGAUUGUCAAGAGGAAAAAGUAGCUCUAUUACAUUAUGCCGAAAUAAUUACCGCCUUAACGAUACUGGCUGAGGGUGGUUCGUUCGUCAUUAAAAUGUUUACCCUGUACGAAGCAUCAUCGGUUAGUAAACUAUUCUUAUUGAAUUGUGCCUUUGAAAAAGUACAUGUAUUUAAGCCUUGUACCUCUAAGCGUGGCAAUUCCGAGGUCUAUGUUAUUUGUUUAAAUUAUAAGAAGGAAGCAAAACAUUUGCCUGAAAUUAUAGAGAAAAUGAAAUUGAAAUUGACACCUCAAAAUGCCUUACUAUGGCCAUUGUUUUCUAAAUCUGCUCUACCACUGGAUUUUCUAAGACAACAUGAAAUAUGCUGUCGCAUAUUUAUGAAUCAUCAGAUUAAUGCCAUAGAGCAGAACAUUUACAGUUAUGAGAUACGACCACAUAAAAUGAUUGUCAAACGUUUACAAAAUCUAAGAACAGCCACUUGCAAUGAGUUCUAUCAACGUUAUAAUAUACAAAAACUUCCCGAUGAAUUGAAAAUUCUUUAUAAAUAUCAAAAGUAUAUUGAGAAAAGUUAUAAAAAUCAAAUCUAUAAAGGCUCACACUCCGAAAGGGAAAUGUUUAAGGAAACCUCAAAGGAAGAGCAUAUUUUUAAAUUUCGUAAACAUUUAAAUGAGCUGGAGAAAAUGUUAAAAGAACAUUUGAAUUCUAAUGAAAUAAAAUAUAAAUUUGAACAAUUCGAGGAGAUGGAAGAAUCUCAAGUUAAGUUAUCGCUCUACCGGGGACAGGGUGUAAGGGUAUUAAAUAGCAGUCUUUUUGCCAAUGUUCAUUUAUUGAUAAUGCGCUCAAAACUAAAUGAUUUAUAUAGUGAGACUUCAUGUGAUAGUUUGUGGUUGCAAGAGCCGCGCGCAACUUAUAUUUGUGAUGAAACAGUGGUAGCAAUCAAUUUUAAUGAUUUUGCCAACACUAGUGGCAAUUUUGCCCUACAACAGGAACAAUUUUUCAAAAAACUCAUCUCCUCACUAUUGGAAGCAAAACCCAAUGAAAUAAAAUUCAUAAAUAUGCCAUUUUUAACCCAUUACGCCGUCUCCAUUUUACGCUAUUUAUCAACUUUAUCAUAUAAACAUUUGUCAUUUGCAUUUGAGACAGAUUUUGAAAUUUCACUGUCAUCUAGCUGUGGUGAUUUUACCAAUAGUUUGGAAGAACUAAAAGUGGCCUUGUCCAGUAGUUUAGAUCAAGAUAUUUUAUGUUUUAUAAACAUAUUACAAUUGCAUCGCAAUGAUUUUAAUAAAACAUUGUGUGCUUUCAAUAAUAUGUUGUUAUUGAAAAACUUUAAAUAUUUGUUACACAAUUAAAUUGAGGAAUUUUUUCAUAUUUUAAAAAUCUCCUUAAUGAUGAUUGAUUGUGAAGCGAAGUAUUAGAAAUAAAUUACUAAGAAAUAAUAGUACAUUUUUUAUUACAUUGUAUGUAUUCAAUAUCUAAACCAAUUUAAUGUAUGGAUUAUAAAUCUUUAAGAAAAAUAAACAUGAAUUUUUUUAAAU
Lucilia sericata (common green bottle fly) is the source of this 2537-nucleotide messenger RNA. RefSeq names its product cap-specific mRNA (nucleoside-2'-O-)-methyltransferase 2-like. Gene Ontology annotation, molecular function: methyltransferase cap1 activity. Bases 120 to 2351 code for a protein of 743 amino acids. Gene Ontology annotation, cellular component: cytoplasm; nucleus. The record is from RefSeq and is a predicted model, not a curated record. Gene Ontology annotation, biological process: 7-methylguanosine mRNA capping. NCBI's taxonomy places the organism in Eukaryota, Metazoa, Arthropoda, Insecta, Diptera, Calliphoridae. The transcript has 2 exons.